UAAUAAACCCCCAAUAUAGUUGGUUGUAAACAACAGAACGUUUGUAAAGAUUAUCUGAACUGCAGUACUCUUAUUUUGAAGUCGGUUCGAGUUCCGGGACACAGCGCGCGAGGUUUGUUUUUAUGGCAGGGACAACCUAGCUAGUGGGUUGACACGCAGUUCCCCCAUUUUUAAUCUAUUCCUGUGGUUUUUGACUUUGUCGUUCACAUUUUAUCAACAGUUUCAGUGUGAUAUGAUAGUUAACGCUCUCGCACACGGCCAUGGCGUGCCACAUAUUACAUUUUAAUCAUUACAGAAGUCAGCUGGAAUGGAUUUAACCUCCAACAAGAUGUACGACACAUUUAAAGAUGAAAUAUGGAAAGAUCUCGGUCCACUGGACCCACAUUGGUUUGAGGCACUGACAGCACAAACCUUAAGUAAUGAUGGAAACGUGUCUGAUCAAGAUGACCUGUGUGCAAACCAAGAGGGGAAUUUUAAAACGCCUUCUGACAAAACAACAUUAGACAGUCAGCUGUUUUCAACCCCCAAAGCUUUCAGACACAGUCGAGUUGUGUCACCGGAAACACCAGAGGAAGAGCACUCGUUCACUGCUGAACAAGAAAAAGAACCAUUGCCUUGGACGACAGCACAAACUCCAUAUUUGUUUCGGGUUUCAAAAGAGGGGGACCAAGGUGCCAAAUAUGGUGGUAUCCAACCUCAGAGUCAGGACAGUUUUGAUCUGCUUCAUACCCCACAAAAAUCCCCAGUAAGCUAUGCCAAGCAUAUAUCAGAAAGUCUUGGUGCACAGAUUCAUCCUGAUAUAUCAUGGACAAGUUCUCUGAAUACUCCACCAGCAAUACCAUCCACCCUGAUUUUAACUAAACCUGAUGAAAGUCCCUGCCCAGCAAGUUUGCCUGCAGACAAAAAUGUUGUUUUUGUACGGAAGCUUUUUCCUUCUCUUUCAAAUGCAUUCAGAGUUGGAGCAGUGUCACCCAAAAACAAUGAAAUGCCUACCAGUCAGCAAGGUGUUGUUUCCCCUGUACCUGGUCAGUAUCGAGAGCCCUUUAACUCCCCCCAGAGCUCACCAAAUCAGAGUGACUGUGUUUGGAGACAGAAGCUACCAGAUGCUAUUGAAGAUGGAGAAAUUCGUAGCACUGUAGCAAGUGUUCUUGAGGGAGCUGAAGAUGUUCUCUCCAUAUUUUUCAACGGCAGUAGUUCAGCACUGAGAAAAGUGAAAACUGACAGAAUCAAAAGAAAGCAAAUUACUCCAACAAAAGAGCGCAGCUGUGAACCAGGCAGACUUCCCUCAACCCCAUCUAUAAAAACUGGAGAAGUUGGGAACACCCAGUGGUCUCCACUAAGUUUAUCUGAAAUUCCACCUUGUACUGUGGAUACAUCUUGCCGUAAUGGUCCUGCUACACAAGUGGAGAACAAUAUUUUAACAGAACGACCACAGCAUGGCUCUGAUUCUGGCCAGCAAUUCAGGUCACGUUUAAAAAUCACAGACUUGGGAUUUUCUAAGAAAAAUAGAAAAUUUGUUUAUACUGUUGACACAUUAAAACUGCAAACUCAAGGAGAAGACACACAGUCUCAGAAGGUGGACUCAUUGUCAGGGAUUCCAAAUGCUGAUCAAGAAGGGAAUGUGAAGCAGUUGGUGAAAGCCCUAGAUGACACAAACUGUUGCAUCAGGAAGAUUGAGAUGGAAAAAGAGGGAAAUCCCACUGAAGAAAAUCUGCUUCCCUCUGUACAGGCAAAAGUCCAGGAUCUUGACAUAUCACAGCUUUCCAAAGAUUUUGCACAAGACUUCAGUCAAAUGCCAGACCCUGGUAAACUGUGUAAAGUAGCAGGGGAUAAUCCUCAAAAUGGCUUCUCUCCAUCAGCUUGUCUGUCAGCCAUGAAAGAAGCUCAUCAGAAAGUAAGUCGAGCAAACCUUCACCGUGACAUAACAGUCAUCAGUAACCGAAGAUUUCUCUCUACUGCUAAACAAAAUGACCUCAUCAACGAGGGCACUAUAAGUGACAGUGGAUUCCAGUCUGCUGCUGAAGAUACCACUCAUGUGACUGCAUCAUCAUUUGUUCUUCCCAGCUCAGAGAACAAUGAUCAACAGCAAAGUCAAGAGUGCACAGGUUUUCAAACACAUAUCCAUAGGACUCCUCAUAUUUCAUCUACACAUAAAGGAAAUGGAAAGGCACAUUCGAGUGGAAUUUUACAAGAAGCUGAAACUGAUGUGAAGCUGGCUAAUGCAGUCAAAGAAACCCAGACACUGUGCCCUAGCAGAGAGUAUGAGUUGCCUAUGAAGAGCACGUCAAUGCAACAAUGCAGCAGUGCAAAAGGAGCUGUUGAUAACAUUAACUGCACUCCACAUUCAGUUCAUGGCAGUCUGCCAGAGCAAACAACAGUUUCUCUGCCUUCUGUCCAUGCAUCAGGAUUCAAAACUGCUUCAAAUAAGAGUAUGGAAAUUUCCUUAGCCAACCUGGAGAGAGCAGGUACUGAAGGGGAAAAACCUUGUGCCCGUGUCACUAGAGAUGAACUUAGUACAAGUCAUGGAUCAGUUGAAAACACAGCCUUUUACUCAAACCAGCAAAUCUCUUCAAGUAUAAAAUUUCUGGAAAACAGUUGCCAGUUAACAGCUUCACAGAAAGCUGAUGUGACUGAGCUGUGCACCAUCUUGGAAGAAGCAGAUAGCCAGUUUGAAUUUACACAGUUCAGAACUCCAAAGCUACAACAACACAGUGAAGAUAAUGCCACCUCUCCCAGAAAAGAUGACAAAGAACUUGACCCUGAUUUUCUUACAGGUAUAAAUUUUGAUGAUAGUUUCAAUGCUGAAAAUCACCUGACAGUGAGCAAGGCUAGAGCUUUGUUUGCUGAUAUUGAGGAGAACCUUGUGCAAAUUGAAAAAUCCCCAGACAAACAAAGUGAUAAAAUUGGUGCAGAGUGCAGUGUCGAUAGUCAAAAUGACAACUUUGUGUGUAAGGAGGAGGAUAGAGGAAGACUAACCUGCUCAGACAGACAGGUCUCAGGCCUUACAGAUGAAGAUGUUAUGAAACUUCCUGAAAACGGCAAAAUAAACACAACCAAGUGUCAAAGUGGUUUUCAGAUGGCCAGUGGAAAGGGGAUUUCUCUUUCAGCCAAAGCCAUGCAAGAGGCAGAAGCUUUUUUCAAAGGCUGUGACAUUCUGGACACUAACAGUGGCAUGUCCACAAAAUAUGAAAAGAGUAUAAAACCCUUGUCUGGAAGUAUCACUCAUAAAAAAAACCUUCAUAAAUGUAAAAAUGCUCAAGCAAUGAAAGCAAGUUUUUGUGAAGAACCAAUCAAUGAGUGUGAAAAUGUGACUUUGAGACCAGCCACACACCAUGCAGAAGAUGCACAAAAUAAUCUGGAGAGUUCCAGUGUUGGUUUUAAGAAUAUACCUUCUUUGACGAACACAGCUUCUUUCCAUGGAAACCCAUCUUCGACUGCACAGCCACUUUCAUCUCUCUCAUGCACAAAAUCAGAGAAUAUCGGUUCCGCUUCAAUCAAUAAAUUGAGCAGUGCUGGUGGAUUCCGUACAGCCAGCGGAGAGAAAGUGUUUCUGUCAGCUGAUUCAGUGAGGAAAGCAGAAUGUCUUUUGAAUGACAUUCAUACCCUGAAGGAUGCAAGCAAACAACUGAAGCAAAAGGGAGAUACUGUAAGAGCAGGCCAUCUUGCCAGUCUAGUUCCGAUGUCAACCCCCAAAAGUGGUGGAUUUCAGACAGCCAGUGGCAAAGGAGUUAAUGUUUCAUCUGCAGCUCUCAAGAAAGCAAAAUCAUUGCUGAGUGAAUAUGAUGAACGUGAGAAUAAUCUCAGUGUAAAACCAACACAUUCCAAGAUGCCAGUUCCUGGUCCACCACCCAGCAAUGGUGGAUUCCUUGCAGCUAGUGGUAAGCCAGUGACAUUUUCAUCUGAUGCCCUCCAGAAGGCCAAAGCUCUCUUCAGUGACAUCAGUUUCAGUGCAGAGAUCCCAGGCGUUUCAGACACAAGGAACAAUGACAAGAAACAAGACAGUGGUGAACAUAUGGAGAAAACACAUUGUGGUUUUACAACUGCAGGGGGAGCGAAAGUCCAUGUUUCACAGAAAAAUCUGUUGAAAGCAAAAAAGCUUUUAGAAGAACUGGAUGAUGGUUCUAUUUCAGUAAAAGCGAUGCAAGAAUCAGAUGCUUUCUUCAAAGACAGUGACUUUAUGGAUGGUAAAGAUAGCAUGUUGCUAAAACAUAGAAAACCCAUAGCACCCUUGGGUGGAAGUGGAAGCGAUAAAAUAAACCUGACAGAAUUUAAACGAGAUCAGAAGAUGACAAACAUUCCCGAAGACCCUGGAAGUGGACACACGGAGUUAAAAAAUGUGACUGUGGGACAAACUGUAAAGUCCGAAAAGAUGCUUCAUCCUGAUGAUGUGGAGAUUUUCAGCAAGGUGUUCAAGAACACGCUGGAUUCUACCAAGACAGCUUCUUUAAACGGAAGCACAUCUUUAAUGGCAACGUCCUCCUCAUUGGGCACAGCGUUAAAGAACGUUGGUUGCUCUUCCGUCAGUGAGUUGAGCAACAGCGAUGGAUUCUGUACAGCCAGUGGAAAAAAAGUAACCGUGUCAGAUGAAGCGAUGACAAAAGCAAAAUCUCUGUUGAAUGAAAAUGAUGCAUUUGAGGACGCAAACAAACAGCAACAGAAUGGUGGAUUUCAGACAGCCAGUGGCAAAGGAUUCGCUGUUUCAUCUGCAGCCCUAAAGAAAGCAAAAGCUCUGUUGAGUGAAUGUGAAGGAGUUGAGGAGAAAAUAUGUGCAAAACCAACACAUUCCAAGAUGCCAGUUCCUGGUCCACCACCCAGCAAUGGUGGAUUCCUUGCAGCUAGUGGUAAGCCAGUGGCAUUUUCAUCUGAUGCCCUCCAGAAGGCCAAAACUCUCUUCAGUGACAUCGGUUUCAGUGCAGAGAUCCCAGGCGUUUCAGACACAAGGAAGAAUGACAAGAAACAUGACGGUGAGAGUAUGGAGAAAACACAUUGUGGUUUCAAAACUGCAGGGGGGAUAAAAGUCCAUGUUUCACAGAAAAACCUGUUGAAAGCAAAAAAGCUUUUAGAUGAAUUCGAUGAUGGUUCUAUUUCAGUAAAAGCGAUGCAGGAAUCGGAUGCUUUCUUCAAAGACUGUAACUUUAUGGAUGGUAAAGAUAGCAUGUUGCUAAAACAUAGAAAACCCAUGGCACCCUUGGGUGGAAGUGGAAGCGAUAAAAUAAACCUGACAGAAUUUAAACGAGAUCAGAAGAUGACAAACAUUCCCGAAGACCCUGGAAGUGGACACACGGAGUUAAAAAAUGUGACUGUGGGACAAACUGUAAACUCUGAAAAGAUGCUUCAUCCUGAUGAUGUGGAGAUUUUCAGCAAGGUGUUCAAGAACACGCUGGAUUCUACCAAGACAGCUUCUUUAAACGGAAGCACAUCUUUAAUGACAACGUCCUCCUCAUUGGGCACAGCGUUAAAGAACGUUGGUUGCUCUUCCGUCAGUGAGUUGAGCAACGGCGAUGGAUUCUGUACAGCCAGUGGGAAAAAAGUAACCGUGUCAGAUGAAGCGAUGACAAAAGCAAAAUCUCUGUUGAAUGAAAAUGAUGCAUUUGAGGACGCAAACAAACAGCAACAGAAUGGUGGAUUUCAGACAGCCAGUGGCAAAGGAGUCGCUGUUUCAUCUGCAGCCCUAAAGAAAGCAAAAGCUUUGUUGAGUGAAUGUGAAGGAGUUGAGGAGAAAAUAUGUGCAAAACCAACACAUUCCAAGAUGCCAGUUCCUGGUCCACCACCCAGCAAUGGUGGAUUCCUUGCAGCUAGUGGUAAGCCAGUGGCAUUUUCAUCUGAUGCCCUCCAGAAGGCCAAAGCUCUCUUCAGUGACAUCGGUUUCAGUGCAGAGAUCCCAGGUGUUUCAGACACAAGGAACAAUGACAAGAAACAUGACGGUGAGAGUAUGGAGAAAACACAUUGUGGUUUCAAAACUGCAGGGGGAGCGAAAGUCCAUGUUUCACAGAAAAAUCUGUUGAAAGCAAAAAAGCUUUUGAAAGAUUUUGCUGAUGGUGAGUGUUUUGAUUCAGAGUCAUACUCAACAAGCCCACCUACCAAUGCUCAUAAAUCAGAUCUGUCAGAAGUGAAAGAUGCGAAGAGAACUUCAAAUUCAAAUCUCUCCCCAGCUGGUGACAAAGACCUGCAUCCUGAGAAAAGUGAUCCUCGGCUUGUUAAAUCUGUAACCUCUUUACAAGCGACUCACCACGAAAAUGAAACUAUGCAACAUUCAAGAACAUGUGGUAGCAUUUCGAUUAAUGAUGAGGCAGAAAAAAAUAUUACCCGAUCAAGGGUGGGGAACCUCUAUGACAGUCCUCGAGAGGAAAUGUCAAGUGUCAGCAGCAGCGAGGGCCUGAAGGUUAAAGGGACAGAAGAGUCUUCAAUUCUGUCCUUUCAGUCACUUAACCUGACUGGCUGCACUGAAACCCAGCAGAUGUUUUUUGCCCAGGAAGCUCUAGAGUGCACUAAAGCUUUGUUGGAGGAUGAGCAUCUAGCUGGCCAAAGUCUCUCAGUGACUUCAGAAAAUAUGCCGCUCCAAGAAAAUUCAAAAUCCAGUGAAGGAUCAGCAGAGGAACAAAAAGGAAAAGGGAAAAGGCCAGUAGACGACCCAGAUAAGACUGCUCAGCCUCCCCUGAAAAGACGAUUACUGGAGGAAUUUGACAGGACUGUUGAUGGUCCAAGAGGUUCAACACUCCAUUCAAUAAAAAGCAGUCCAAAUGGUGCAAUGAAAGACAGGAGAGUUUUCAGGUACAGCGUCUCUCUUCAUCCAAACAUCACAAGGCCACACAGAAACGGAAAAAAUUAUGUGGAAACCAUAUCGCAAAAGACAACAUCACCACAACACUUGACUCCAGGAGAUAGUAGAUCAGCAUGUUCCAGGAUGCCCGUGUUUGUUCCUCUAUUCCUCAAGAAUUCAAAGACAGAAAGUCACAAGAAUACAGUGUUCAAGGACAACUUAAGAACACCUUCUGCGUUUGUUCCUCCAUUCAAGAAACAAAGGACUAUUGUCCAAGAGAGUUCCUCUAAGCCACAGGAGCAGGAUAAACGCUGCCAUCUCGUUGUAAUGCCCUUUAACAGCAGCAGUUAUGCCUCACCCACUGAAAAAACACAAAGCACUACAGGUGUAACUGGAAAUAAAAUCGAAGAUGACAUUCAGACAUUUGUCGUGGUUGAUACUGCAAAUGAUAAUCUGAUGAAUAAUCUAAACCAGGGUCUUACCUGUGAUUCAGAGGACUCUGCUGCAGAGGCAUCAGGUGUGGAGGACACUUUGCCCAGAAGCCAAGACAUGUUUCAGAAUCUUCAUAAUGUUGAGUUGGCGCGAGAUAUGCAAGACAUGAGGAUCAGGAAAAAAAAGCGCCAGACCAUUCGGCCUUUGCCGGGCAGUUUGUUUCUAACCAAAACCUCAGGAGUGUCGAGGAUACCUUUAAAUGCUGCAGUAGAUGGAAAGCCUCCUGCAAGAUACACCCAAAAACAGCUGUACAGCUAUGGAGUUCAUCCGCAUGUGUAUGAGAUCACCAGUGAGACGGCAGAAUCAUUUCGCUUCAGUUUGCAGCAGUUCAUCAAACAGGAGGCGUUCAUAGACAGAGGUGGUGUACAACUUGCCGAUGGAGGAUGGCUGAUCCCCAGUAAUGAUGGGACUGCAGGGAAGGAAGAGUUUUAUAGAUCAUUAUGUGACACCCCAGGUGUGGAUCCUAAACUGAUCAGCGAGGAAUGGGUGUACAAUCACUACCGAUGGAUUGUGUGGAAGCAGGCCUCCAUGGAAAGAUCUUUUCCAAAAACAAUGGGCAGCCUCUGUCUCACCCCAGAACGGGUUCUUCUACAACUUAAGUACAGAUAUGAUGUGGAGGUGGACCACAGCCGCAGGCCAGCUCUGAGAAAGAUCAUGGAAAAGGAUGACACAGCAGCCAAAACCCUGGUCCUCUGUGUUUGUGGGGUCGUUUCCAGGGGUCAGUCCCCGAAAAGACACAGUUUCAGCGAUACCAAGACUACAGCUGCUGAUGCCAAGGUCGACAACCCAUCUGCAGUGGUUUGGCUGACAGAUGGCUGGUAUGGCAUUAAAGCCCAGCUGGAUGAACCUUUGACUGCCAUGCUCCACAGAGGUCGACUGGCUGUUGGUGGGAAGAUAAUCAUCCAUGGGGCUCAGCUGGUGGGAUCACAAGAUGCCUGCUCCCCUCUGGAGGCGCCUGAAUCUCUCAUGUUGAAGAUUUGUGCCAAUAGCAGCAGACUGGCACGUUGGGAUUCUAAGCUGGGAUUUUACAGGGAUCCACGACCAUUCCUGCUUCCCGUGUCCUCUUUGUACAGCAAUGGAGGACCAGUGGGAUGUGUGGACAUUAUCAUACUGAGAAGCUACCCUAUACAGUGGAUGGAGAGGAAACCAGAUGGAGGCGUUGUUUUUCGUUCUGUUCGCGCAGAAGAGAAGGAGGCAAGACGAUAUGAGAGCCAAAAGCAAAAAGCUAUGGAGAUCCUAUUUGCCAAGAUUCAAGCUGAAUUUGAAAAGGAGGAGAAAGCUAAUAACAAGCCCCAACGUAGAAGACAGUCAGUCAGUUGUCAGGAUUUUGCAAGUCUCCAAGAUGGAGAGGAGCUCUUUGACGCUGCAGGGGAUGACCCAGCUUACUUUGAGAUUCAUCUGAGUGUGCAGCAGUUGGAGACUCUACGUGCCUACAGGCGUUCACUGAUGGAGAAGAAGCAGGCUGAACUGCAGGAUCGAUACCGACGGGCUUUAGAAAAUGCAGAGGACCGCGAAGGAAGCUGUCCCAAACGAGAUGUUACACCUGUGUGGAGACUCUGCAUUGCUGACUGCAUGGACCAACCUGGCAGUGUUUAUCAGUUGAACCUUUGGCGACCUCCCUCAGAUCUUCAGUCUUUGCUGAAGGAAGGCUGUCGAUACAAAGUGUAUAACCUCACCACUUCUGAGGGAAAGAAACCUGGCGGUAGCACAGCUGUUCAGCUGACUGGGACAAAGAAAACACAGUUUCAAGACCUACAGGCUUCUCAGGAAUGGCUAUCAACACAUUUUCAACCGAGGGUCUCAGCCCAUUUUAUGGAUCUUCAAAACCCAGAAUUUCAGCCGCUGUGUGGAGAAGUUGAUCUCACAGGAUAUGUCACCACCAUCAUAGAUGGACAGGGUUUCUCUCCUGCAUUUUAUCUGGCCGAUGGGAACCUAAACUUUGUUAAAGUGCGCUGCUUCAGCAGCUUGGCUCAGUCUGGGUUGGAAGAUGUAGUAAAACCACGUGUCCUGUUGGCUCUGAGCAACCUGCAGCUCAGAGGUCAGUCCACAUCUCCCGUUCCUGUUGUGUAUGCUGGUGAUCUGACCGUCUUCUCUACGAACCCCAAGGAAGUUCAUCUACAGGAAUCCCUCAGCCGACUCAGAAACAUAGUCCAGGGUCAGGAGAACAUGUUCCUAACUGCAGAGGAGAAGCUUUCACAGUUAAUCAAAUCUGAUGGCGUGAGCUCCAUCUCCUCUCCAGCUCUGCAAAUGCAAACCCCAACUUCGACAAGGGACACAAGACAAGACGCAAAGACAAGUGUGACUUCUCAGCCACCAGUCAAAAGCUUUGGAGCCUUCACACCUGUCAGCAGGGACCCUCCAGCAGCAAAAUGUUCAACGGAGAAAGACCCAAGCAGCCUGAAGAGGAGGAGAGCUCUGGACUAUCUUUCUCGUAUCCCGUCUCCACCACCCCUUUCCCUUCUAGGCUCAGCGGCUUCGCCGUGUGUGAAAAAGACGUUCAUCCCCCCUCGGAGGUCUGGGACACCUUGCACUUUAAAAACUGUACAGACUACAGCUCGCAAACCUGUCAAUUCACUUGUGGAGGAUGAAUGGGUGAAUGACGAGGAACUGGCCAUGAUUGAUACUCAGGCAUUGCUUGUUGGUGAUUUAGUGUAGGCACAUGAGACUGUAUGGUGUUGAGCACACUACAGCUUAAAAAAACUGUACAUAUGAGCGACUGUAAGAGGCAAAUGCUGUGCGUGGCUUAUGCAGUAUUCUGUGAUUGUUCUUUUAAGUCUAGUUGGACUCAUUAAAGGGGUAAAAUCACUUUACACUC
This is a messenger RNA of Scatophagus argus, 10067 nucleotides long. It is a transcript of the gene brca2, whose product is annotated as BRCA2 DNA repair associated. The transcript is spliced from 27 exons. The coding region runs from base 308 to 9907 and encodes 3199 amino acids. NCBI's taxonomy places the organism in Eukaryota, Metazoa, Chordata, Actinopteri, Scatophagidae. Gene Ontology annotation, biological process: double-strand break repair via homologous recombination; regulation of DNA-templated transcription. The record is from RefSeq and is a predicted model, not a curated record.